ACCUUUUGCGCGAAGCAACCUUGGGCAUGCUCCAAGCGAGCGCUCGCGCAACGAAAGGCGGGGCGCAGGCGCACAAGGUUAGGAGUCGAGCCCCUGUGCGUGGGGUUUCGUUUCGAGGCAGCGCGCGGCCGGCGUGGCGCGGCAGUAUUCCCGCGGCUCCUGCCAUGAACUCCACACCCUCGGGCUCAGCCACCCGGGCCUCGGCUGCAACUGGCGCAGCCGCAGCCACAGCCUCAUCGCCUCCUGACGCCUCCGCUCCCAGCCAAUGUGCCCCUGCACUGCCGCCCUUUCCGCUGUUCCCGCGUGAGGUGGAGCACGGUCGCGUGAACCCGCCCGCCUACGGACCCGACGCCUCUGCAGGCCUCAGUGGCCUCAGCCUAGGCAGCGGCAGUAGUGGCAGUAGCGGCGGUGGCGCCAGCAGCCGGGCUGAGACAGAGCGGGAGCGGGCCCGGGAGGAGCAGUGGCUGCAGUGGCACUGCCAGGACGUGGGCAACGUGAUCGGGCUGGAGCACAUCAACCUGGAGGUGCCGGAUCUGGAGGUGGCGCGGCUGUUCUAUGGCGAUGGGCUGGGCCUCACUGCGGACCCCGGCACCACCGCCUCACAGCGGGGCGGCUCGCACGUUAUGUGGUACAACUGCGGUAAACAGCAGUUCCACAUUGCUCGCGGCGCCAGGCCCCAGCGGCUGCCGCCGGGCUCUGUGGUGGGUGUUGUGCUGCCCGACGUGGCGGCGGCGGCGGAGCGGCUGGAGGCGGUGCGGGGCCUGCUGGGUGACGUCUCACUGACGUACGCCAAGGGUGACACGCUGGAGGCGGUUGACCCGUACGGCAAUUGUUUCGCCGUACAUCGCUCGCUGCCGUACUUCCCGGGUCGGGCGGGUGUGGCCUACCUGCAGCUGCCGUGCCUGCCCGGCACCGCGGUGGGCAUUGCCCAAUUCUAUGCGAGACGCAUGGGUGCCCGCUGCCGUGUGGGCACCAGCAGCAGCACACCCUCCUCCUACCCCUACGCCUCAGCCUCAGGCCAGCACGGCAGCAGCGGCAGCAACGGCGCUGACCACGGCUCGGGGGCCGCGGCGCCCGCGUCCACGCCACACUGGCAGCUGGGGGCGGCACCAGCAGCAGCAGCACCAGGGGGCUCUGGGGGGUCGCGCACGUGGGGUCAUGCCGGCCCCAUGCGUGCCGAGGUGUGGCUGGGCCCGGGGCAGAAGCUGGUUUUUGUGGAGCAGGCGUCUCUGGGGCAGCUGAGCGACCAGGUAGUGGCGGACCUGUUUGACGGCUGGCACAUCGCGCUGUACGUGGCGGACUUCAGCCGCACCUACGCCGCCGUGCACCACCCGGACCGCCAGCCCUGGAACGACCACCCCUACAGGGACCGCUACCACUGCCUGGACGACGCGCUGCGCAACCGCCAGUUCCGAUUCCAGGACAUCACCGGCACCGCCACCGGCAGCAGCAGCAGUAUCAGCAGCGGCAAGCAGGGAGAAGCAGGCACAGGCAGCGGCAGCGGCAGCGGCCGGGCCGAUGGUGGGCCGGCGGACGGCAGUGGGGAGCGGCUGCUGUACCGCAUCAGUCACGAGGUGCGCAGCCUGCACCACCCGCUGUAUGCGCGGCCGCUGUACAACCGCGAACUGGGCUUCAUGUGAGGCGGCGCGCCGCGGCGUUGCGGCGACCGGAGAGAUGGUGCUGGCAUGGAGGGCAAGGAGGGGCGUUGGGUUGAGGCCGCUCGGCAUGGCGUUUGGGAUUGAGCGGUGCUGGGGCCCGUGUGAAUGGGCGGCGUGCAGAGGAAAGGCUGGCGUGGGGAAGGGAACGGGCGGGAUGGGCAUUGGCAUGUUUGAUGUGGUGCGCAGGAUGGCAGGAAUCGCUCAAGAACAUGUAUGGCCAGCCCACUUACACGGGCUGAGCAGGACUUGCAGCGCUGAGUUUUUAGCAAGAGGGCUGGCAGCAAACCGCGACUGCUACGUAUUAGUAUGUGUUUAGACCAAGCUGCAGCGGCCGCCAUGGCCGCCGGCGGCGGCGGGGCCAGGCUGAGAGCCUGAACGGCGCUAGCAGGGCGUGGGGCUGAGGGUGCACGUGUUGAUUGGCGGCGAGUGACGUGACUAGUUUGUUAGCUGCGGGUUAGCACGGACUGUGCACCCCACCCAACCGGCCAUGUCCGGAUUUGCGGGGAUGCCAAAGGCCCCCAACAUAGAGGCGUGUGCUUAGUAGGCGCCCGCGUCAAGGUGGCUGGGUUGAUAACGACCCGGGAUCAGCCCUUUCCCUGCCAUAAGGCAGCCACCUCCUUGUUGGCUGAGUAGGGUUAGAGA
Chlamydomonas reinhardtii is the source of this 2300-nucleotide messenger RNA. RefSeq lists its product as uncharacterized. The transcript has 9 exons. The record is from RefSeq and is a predicted model, not a curated record. Bases 165 to 1640 code for a protein of 491 amino acids. Gene Ontology annotation, molecular function: lactoylglutathione lyase activity; metal ion binding. NCBI's taxonomy places the organism in Eukaryota, Viridiplantae, Chlorophyta, Chlorophyceae, Chlamydomonadales, Chlamydomonadaceae.